AUGCAAAUCGGAAUUAGGGAACGCCAGCUUUACCGACACCCUGAUCUCCAUGGUGAUCCCACCACUACAUAUGAUGCAAGCCUCGGUGAUAAUGAUCCAUCUUCUACAAAAAACCACGAUAUCUAUAGCUACGGAGUGAUUCUUGUUGAACUGGGUCUUCUCAAGUCAGCUGCCCGAAUAUGGUCAGAACAUUGCCGAGAAAAAUGCAAUGGCUCCGGAGAGUUCCAAGGGUAUCUCAUUACUGAGCUUCUUCCUACAGUCAGAUCUACAAUGGGCUCGAUAUAUGCGGAUGUGGCCUUAUAUUGUCUCAGGUCAAACAGCUAUGUUCCCGAGACUCGUCUAACAAAGAUUGAUCGUCAAUAUGACAAAUUUAGUUGGCUAUCCUCUUUAUUUGGAAAUGCUAGAGUGUUGCCAAGCACAUCAAAGUCAAUGUUUGUUGUUUUUCCAGCACUAGAUUUCGCUAACAGUGGUUAG
Aspergillus fumigatus Af293 is the source of this 474-nucleotide messenger RNA. RefSeq lists its product as uncharacterized. The transcript has 2 exons. Lineage: Eukaryota; Fungi; Ascomycota; Eurotiomycetes; Eurotiales; Aspergillaceae. The record is from RefSeq and is a predicted model, not a curated record. Bases 1 to 474 code for a protein of 157 amino acids.